AUGGCCCCCACAGUCACCUCUCUGCUGUUCCUUGGGCUCUGUCUGAAUCAGAAGAUCACAUCUCCAGAGGGGACACUCCCCAGACCCUCCAUUAGGGCUGUGCCCAGCUCUGUGGUCCCCAAGGGAGCAGAGGUAAGCUUCUAUUGCCAGGGCCCACAGGGAAGAAAGACUUUUCAGCUUUGGAAGGAGAAACAAUUAAUGCUCCAGAUAAACACCUCCAAAGAGGAGGUUAGGUUCCACCGUGCAAUUAAGAGCACUUCUGCUACAGAGAACUACAGCUGCCGCUACUUUCAAGACUCCCACUGGUCAGAGUUCAGCACCCCACUGCAGCUGGUGGUGACAGGAUUCUUCUCUCCACCAAAAUUACAAGUACAGCCAGGCACCGUGGUGGCUGUAGGGGAGACAGUGACCUUUGUAUGCCAGGUGUCAGGAAGAAGUAACUUGAAAAAGUUGACAUUCUUUCUACUGAAGGCGGGGGUGGCUGGUCCAGUGCAGCAACAAAAUCUAGAGGUGAAGAUGGCCAACUUCACUCUCCCAUCUGUGAAGGCUGAGGAUGCUGGGAACUACAGCUGUGUCUGCUUAGUGCUGGAGGGCAAGAAGAGAGCAUCAGAUCCCAGUGAGGUCCUAAGGUUGGAGGUGACAGAUUACACCACGAGCAAUCUCAUCCACCUCGGCCUGGCAGGGCUGGUCCUCCUCAUCCUGGGGGUCCUGCUGGCAGAGGCCUGGCACAGCCAAAGAGGCUCCUGAGAAGCAGCACCAGGAAUGCCCUGCGGGAAGACAGGGGCUGGCCAGGCAGGAAGGUCCGGGUCGAAGGACUCUGGAUAAUCUCUCACCUGAAGACAAGAUUCUGCCAACCUAGCAGGAGAAGGGAGUUCCACGUCUACUCCCCUUUCCUUCCAGAGGCCCCCACCGCUUCCUACCCACUUCUGACACCCGAACAAUGUAUGUUUCCUGGUUCUCCCAGCCCAUUCCACUGGCUAUCCAUGGUCUCACCUGUACCAGAAAAACUUUCACAGCAUCUGCUAGUGAAUACAGGAAAACUGUUCCCCACAUGGCCACUUCUGGAGAAUUACAGGACAUUUCAGGGCCUGUAUUCUCACUGUUUUGUGUGGUACAGAACACAGAGUUCCAACUAGGGUGGGUCAUCUAGCCUAGGUGGAGUCUAGGUUGUAAAGUGGGUAGAACUCUGAGCCUGGAGUCAGGAAGACAUGAGUUCAAAUCCUGACUCAGACACUUACUAUC
This is a messenger RNA of Trichosurus vulpecula (common brushtail), 1242 nucleotides long. RefSeq names its product T-cell-interacting, activating receptor on myeloid cells protein 1-like. NCBI's taxonomy places the organism in Eukaryota, Metazoa, Chordata, Mammalia, Diprotodontia, Phalangeridae. The transcript is spliced from 5 exons. Gene Ontology annotation, cellular component: plasma membrane. The record is from RefSeq and is a predicted model, not a curated record. Bases 1 to 747 code for a protein of 248 amino acids.